Messenger RNA from Lampris incognitus (smalleye Pacific opah), 2846 nucleotides. It is a transcript of the gene slc20a1b, whose product is annotated as solute carrier family 20 member 1b. Lineage: Eukaryota; Metazoa; Chordata; Actinopteri; Lampriformes; Lampridae. Gene Ontology annotation, biological process: phosphate ion transmembrane transport. The record is from RefSeq and is a predicted model, not a curated record. Gene Ontology annotation, cellular component: membrane. The coding region runs from base 674 to 2839 and encodes 721 amino acids. Gene Ontology annotation, molecular function: phosphate transmembrane transporter activity. The transcript has 11 exons.
UUGAGACCCAUUCAAACCAAAUAUAUCCGGAACGGGAAAAGGGAUUUCUCCGAAUUCAAAUCAGAUAUCGCGUUAAGAACUGCCGACCUGGCGCGCUUGAUGUAAUAUCAACCUUACGAGUCGGUUUUUUUUCAAUCAACGUUUAAUUUCCUUAUUCCGCCCGCGCUAUCUUCCGUUGCGCGCGGGCUGGUUAGCCCCCUUGCUAGUGAGCGGCGUUUCUCUUACCUGAGACAGUUGGAGCCGUGUGGAUGUACCUUCAUUCACCAGCAGUUCUCGUUCCACAAUGGCUGGCUGUUCAGUGUGCUUGAUAGCUCUGUACGGAAGCAUCAACAACAAAAUUACUAUAAUUGCAGGAUAGCAAUAAGCCCACAACUUUACCUCUCUUUAUCCUGAUUUAUUUCUAGUCGUUUCCAGUUAAAUUGCAUACAACACUUGGCUCAGUUUCUGUAAUCCUUUGAGCAUUAAGUACUGGAAAAAAAAGUUGUUUAUUUAUUACCUAUAUACCUCUUAUUUGAAUAGUUGGUCUCUUAACAUUAUUUAAUUUGAAAGGCGUCUGGUCCUUUUAAGUCAAGUCAGUUCAAUUUUAUUUAUAUAGCCCAGUAAUCACAAAUUACAAAUUUGCCUCAAGGGGCUUUACAGCAACACAACAUACUAUAUAACCUUCAGUCACACAAUGGUCUCAACGACAGCCGCUACAAUAAUACUGGCGAGCACAGUGGGGUUAGCCACCCAAGGUCCACUGACCGAGUACAUGUGGCUGCUGAUUGUUGGCUUCAUUAUUGCCUUCAUCCUAGCCUUUUCUGUAGGUGCCAAUGAUGUUGCUAACUCAUUUGGCACAGCUGUUGGCUCUGGAGUUGUCACUUUGCGACAGGCUUGCAUUCUGGCUACAAUAUUUGAGACAGUGGGUUCUGUGCUUCUUGGAGCCAAAGUGAGUGAAACCAUCCGAAAGGGCAUUAUUGAUGUAAACAUGUACAACAGCUCUGAGCAUGUGUUGAUGGCUGGAUCUGUCAGUGCCAUGUUUGGCUCUGCUGUGUGGCAGCUGGUUGCCUCAUUUCUUAAGCUACCCAUCUCUGGAACCCACUGCAUUGUUGGUGCUACUAUUGGCUUCUCCCUGGUCGCAAGAGGCCAACAAGGGGUCAAGUGGUUUGAGCUUCUCCGUAUUGUUGGUUCCUGGUUCCUAAGUCCCCUGUUGUCUGGUAUAAUGUCAGGCGUUCUUUUCUACUUUGUGCGCAUAUUCAUCCUGCACAAGAAAGACCCUGUGCCCAAUGGACUGAGGGCCCUGCCUGUCUUUUAUGCGAUCACCAUGGGAAUCAACCUGUUCUCCAUCAUGUACACUGGGAGAAUGCUGGGAUUCGACAACCUUCCUUGGUGGGGUAUAGUCCUGCUGUCGCUGUUCUGCUCUCUGCUGACUGCUGUUGUGGUCUGGUUUAUUGUCUGCCCUCACCUCAAAAAGAAGAUUGAACGAGAUAUCAAAUCUUCCAGCCCCUCUGAAAGCCCUCUGAUGGAAAAGAGGGAGCUGAGAGAGGCCCACUGUCCAAUCCUGAAGCAAACCCUGAAAGAGAUCAGCGUCCCCACUACCCAAAUCGCCCAAAACCCCUCUGCUCAGCAUCAGCCUGCUCCUGAAGAUCGUAGGGUGGCGUUUGACAUUGGAGAUUCUGAUGAUGUUGACAACAAAGAACGCAAGGUCGACUUUGACGUCGGCGACUCAGAUGAUGUCGACAGCAACAAAGAACGCAAGGUCACGUUUGAUAUCGGAGACGCCGACAACGCUGACCAUAGCAGUGAUAAUGGUGUUCCUAAACAGGUUCAGUCCAACAAUCAAGUCCAAGUUAACAACCAGCAUAGCAGUGUCCCUGCAAAUCAGCUUCAGUUCAACAACCAUGCCCAGUUUAACAACAGGCCAGCUCACAUCCCAAGUAAUGGUUACAGCCAGUACCACACAGUCCAUAAGGACUCGGGCCUCUACAAGGACCUGCUGCAUAAGCUCCACCUGGCCAAGGUAGGCGACUGUAUGGGUGAAGGGGGCGACAAACCCAUCCGUCGCAACAACAGCUACACUUCAUAUACCAUGGCCAUCAUUGGGAUGCAUGGGGACUUCAAGCACAAAGAAGGGGAGUUCCGUGCCUGUGAGGAUGGUGACAAGGGCCCAGGAUCUGGUGGUCAGGACAGGAAGCGUGUUCGUAUGGACAGCUACACCAGUUACUGCAAUGCUGUGGCUGAGAAUAUGACUUCAGAGGGGCUUAGUGAGGGUGAUGUAGCACUUGAGAUUGGAAAGGAUGAUGCAGGCAGAAGACACAGUUCUGACGACGACGGGUUGGAAGCGGAUAGGCCUGAAGUCUCAACUCUUUUCCAGUUCCUCCAGAUUCUCACUGCCUGCUUUGGAUCCUUUGCUCAUGGAGGCAAUGAUGUAAGUAAUGCUAUUGGACCCUUGGUAGCUCUGUGGCUGGUUUACACAACCAAUAGCGUGACUUCAAAUGCACCCACACCCAUCUGGCUGCUGCUGUAUGGAGGAGUAGGCAUCUGUGCUGGUCUGUGGGUAUGGGGUCGUAGAGUGAUUCAGACUAUGGGCAAGGACCUCACUCCCAUCACACCAUCCAGUGGUUUCAGCAUUGAACUUGCCUCAGCCCUGACUGUCGUAGUUGCAUCCAACAUUGGCCUGCCUGUUUCCACCACCCACUGCAAGGUGGGCUCUGUGGUAGCAGUAGGUUGGCUGCGUUCCAAGAAGGCGGUGGAUUGGCGACUGUUCCGAAACAUCUUCAUGGCAUGGUUUGUGACUGUGCCGAUCUCUGGCCUCAUAAGCGCGGCCAUCAUGGCGCUCUUCAUCUAUGUCAUCCUGUGAGUUUUAG